AUGGGAAACCCUAGAAAAACCUUCUCCAUCGCCAGCGCUGUCAUCUCUGGCUUCAACCUCGGCUUCUUGCUUGGCAUGGCGAGUGCGCUGGAGACACCUUUCCGGCGGUGCGCUACGCUGUGCGGCCAGGCGUACGGCGUGAAGCAGCACGCAAUGCUCGGCGUGUACAUGCAGCGCUCGUGGCUUGUCCUCUUGGCUUUCGUGUCGCUCCUUUCCCCGACCUACAUCUUCAGCGGGCAACUGCUCGGCGCGCUCGGGCAGCCGGCCGAUCUGGCCCGCAAGGCCGGCGCGGUCAGCGCGUGCUUGCUCCCGCUGCACUUCAUGUACGCCAUCCUCCUGCCGCUUAACAAGUUCCUCCAGUGCCAGAGGAAGAACGCGGUCACCGCAGUGACCACGGCCGUGGCGUUCCCGGUGCACGCCGCCGUAACCUGGCUGCUGGUUAGCUACUUCGGGCUCGGGGUCAUCGGCGCCGCCAUCGCCCUCAACUUCUCGUGGGCGCUCGUCGUGGCGCUGCAGCUCGCGUACGCCGUCGGCGGCGGCUGCCCGGAGACGUGGGGUGGGUUCUCGUCGUUGGCGUUCGUGGACAUCUGGGGGUUCGUCAAGUUGUCCUCGGCGUCCGGAGUCAUGUUGUGCUUGGAGAGUUGGUACUACAGGGUUUUGAUCUUCGUCACUGGGUACAUUAAGAACGCUGAGCUUGCCGUGGGUGCCUUGUCUAUCUGUUUGAACGGAUUGGAGAUGAUGAUUCCGUUGGGGUUCUUAGCAGGCACCGGGGUGUGGGUCGCCAACGAGCUCGGCGCGGGCAACGGACACCGGGCGAGGUUCGCCACGAUGGUGUCGACGACGACCUCCUUUCUGAUCAGCAUCUUCUUCUGCUUGCUGGCUUUGGGUCUCCACGGUCGGCUCGCCCUCAUCUUCUCGUCAAGCAAGGCCGUGGACGACAUGUCCGUCCUGCUGGCCCUCACCAUCCUCCUCAACGGAGUCCAACCCGUUCUUUCAGGAGUUGCAGUUGGGUCAGGUUGGCAGGCGCUGGUUGCGUAUGUGAACAUUGGGAGCUACUACCUCAUCGGUGUCCCGCUCGGCGCUCUUCUGGGAUGGACCUUCCAUCUCGGAGUACAUGGAAUUUGGGCGGGAAUGAUCGGUGGCACGACGGUUCAGACGCUGAUCCUCGCGUACAUGACCAUACGAUGCGACUGGGAUCAAGAGGCCUUAAAAGCAAGUAACCGUAUGGGGCUGAUGGGAAGCUCCGAGUGAUCAAUCCGAAGCCUGUAGUCAUGCGUCGGACAAGUGAAGAUAGUGUAGUUACAAGUGAUUAUUUUCUUUUGAGCGAACUAUGUUUUUUUUUUCAUUCUUUUGUUACAGUUUAUUAAAGGUCCCAUUUCCAUUGAGCUGGUCACACUCGGCCCGGUCCAGCCGAGCAAAAUAUCUAAGCCAACCAUGGGCUAUUAGGCAGGUCCAAUUCGUCAGGUCCAGGCACGCUCCUAGAAGCUUAGAUCAUCUCCAACAGCAACGGCAAAUAUUGUGCGCGCGGGGGAAAAGUUAGUUUUAGCACAUGCGGAGCGGGUUCACGCGCUCCAGCGGGUGCGAGAAAUUCCGGCGAGCGGCAAAAGAUCACACGCGCGUGGGAAAAGGCGGUCCGUUGCGCGCUAGAUUUGGCGCGUGUUAGACAUACUAAGGUUGGAACAAUGCUUGAUACCCUAAACGGGUACGGCUGUCAUGUAUAUAUAGGAGGGAACGU
Messenger RNA from Triticum aestivum (bread wheat), 1735 nucleotides. Its product is annotated as protein DETOXIFICATION 27-like. The transcript has 10 exons. The record is from RefSeq and is a predicted model, not a curated record. NCBI's taxonomy places the organism in Eukaryota, Viridiplantae, Streptophyta, Magnoliopsida, Poales, Poaceae. Bases 1 to 1251 code for a protein of 416 amino acids. Gene Ontology annotation, biological process: xenobiotic detoxification by transmembrane export across the plasma membrane. Gene Ontology annotation, molecular function: xenobiotic transmembrane transporter activity; antiporter activity. Gene Ontology annotation, cellular component: membrane.